Molecule: messenger RNA, 786 nt
Organism: Naegleria gruberi
Lineage: Eukaryota; Heterolobosea; Eutetramitea; Acrasida; Naegleriidae
Exons: 1
Coding region: 1-786 (261 amino acids)
Source: RefSeq, a predicted model, not a curated record
AUGAACGAAAUUCCUAAUGAUUUGCUAAUUCACAUCGGAACCUUUUUGGUUGCAAAAGACAUUUCUUUCUUUGCGUUGAGCAGUAAAUAUUAUUUGAAAUUAUUUUUCAACAUGACUUGUGAUGUUCCAAUCAAAUCCGAAAAUCUAUCAAAUGAAAUGAAUGAUUUAGCGAUUGAACAAGAAAAGCAAGAAUUCACACCAGUGCAGGUAUCCAUUUGGAAACCAUUAGUAUUAAUGUAUUUCCCUAAAUUCUAUGCUGAUUUGAAUGUGAAAAAUUGGUUGCACAUUCUCAAGAGGAGAAUUAGACAUAUUGUCCAAAAGUCUCCACAGAUGCUCCCUUUAGGAAGAACUGUUAGAUUUCCAUUGACUGAUACACCAUUUGUUGAGUUGUGUGAAUUUAUUUACAAGUGUCCAAUGGAUUUUUCUGCAAUGCCAAUAGUUGAUGAGGAGAAAAUAUUGGAUCCAGAGCUCGAUCAACCAAUUGAGAGUGUACCACCUCCACCUCCUAUUAAUUCUUUUGGUGUUCCUCCACCACCUCCUCCUUUAAAUACUAACACUGUAUAUCGUCAGGUGAGGUUCUGCUCUGGAUGUAAUUCAAAGGUCUAUCAAAUUACCACUGCCAAGGAAAUGACUUACAGAGCACAACAGAAACAAUGUGUAUUCUUCAAUUUGAAUAUUCCAAAGCCACAUCCAUUAGAGUUAUUGGGUGGUCCACCUCCACCUCAUUUCUUCACACCACCUCUUCCUCCUCAUAUUCCUCUGAUACCUCCUCCACCUUUUAAGUAA